Telopea speciosissima is the source of this 870-nucleotide messenger RNA. Its product is annotated as uclacyanin 1-like. Bases 76 to 870 code for a protein of 264 amino acids. NCBI's taxonomy places the organism in Eukaryota, Viridiplantae, Streptophyta, Magnoliopsida, Proteales, Proteaceae. Gene Ontology annotation, cellular component: plasma membrane. The record is from RefSeq and is a predicted model, not a curated record. The transcript has 2 exons. Gene Ontology annotation, molecular function: electron transfer activity.
CAUUGAAACCAAACCCAUAGAACUGUGUUUGUAUGCUUGGACAUCUCUCCCUGUUUUUAUCAUUCCAUCAGAAAAAUGGCCAUGUUUAGAGCACUUCUGAGCCUGAUUGUCAUACCCAUGCUGGUUGAGUUUGCCAUGGGAGCGAAUUACACAGUGGGAGGUAGCAAUGGGUGGGAUCUAACCUCCAACUUACAGGCGUGGUCGGCUGCCCAAUCGUUCCAUGUUGGAGACAACUUGAUUUUCCAAUACUCGUCGCCUCACAAUUUGGCCGAGGUUACAAAGUCCGAUUAUGACUCCUGCCAGGCAACCAACGCGCUCCAGGUUUACAGUGACGGCAACACUGUGAUUACAUUAACCACUCCAGGGAAGAGAUACUUCACAUGUGGAGUCCCAGGACAUUGUACCCAAGGAAUGAAGCUCCAAGUUGACACUCUAGCUACUUCUGCUGCUACUGCUCCAUCACCCAGUACGGCAACUUCUCCUUCCACCUUGCCAAAUAUUGCCACCUCUCCUACACCUGCUGUAGCAACUGCUCCUUCGGCCACCCCUCCUUCACCUUCUGUAGCAACUGCUCCUUCGGUCAUCCCUCCUUCACCUGCUGUAGCAACUGCUCCUUCAGCCACCCCUCCAUUGCCUAGCACUGCAACUUUGGCUCCAUUCAGUCCCCCCUCAUUGGCACCAGAUGGAUCUGUUCCUAGUGGAUUGUCACCCAUCCUUCCCUCUUCUGAAUCUCCUGGGGUGGCGCCUUCUGGAAUUGCAUUUACAACACCACCACCUCCCUCUACCUCGUCGGCUAACAGGGGCCAUUUACAGACGAAGCUGCUCAUCGUUGGAAUAUGUUUUGGAAUGAAGAUGUUGCAGGCCUUUUAA